Molecule: messenger RNA, 1150 nt
Organism: Arabidopsis thaliana (thale cress)
Lineage: Eukaryota; Viridiplantae; Streptophyta; Magnoliopsida; Brassicales; Brassicaceae
Product: transmembrane protein, putative (DUF3464)
Exons: 1
Coding region: 113-619 (168 amino acids)
Cellular component (GO): membrane
Source: RefSeq, marked reviewed
CAAUGAACAUAUCCCAAAGAUAAAAACAAAAUAUGCAUUAUCCCUAAAGACAAAACCAUAUAAUACAUGUAGAUAAGAUAAAUAAAGAAAAACAUUAGAAGAAGAAAUAGAAAUGAGAGCUCUCUUGUGCUCACACCGUUUACUACCAUUAUCAUCUCUCUCAAGAACAACCGUCAAAACCAAAUCUCACAAUCCAAAAACCCUAUAUCCUAACAACAAACCAAGAUGGGAAUCCAAGCUCCACGCUGGACCUAAAGGGUUUCAAUCUUCUAGAACCUCUGAAAAACCCGGCCGGCCAGACCCGGACCCGGAAGACGAUCCCCCGAUACCUCAAGAAGUGUUCGAGAGGAUGAUGGGGAGGAUUGUGGUGUCUGUGGGAACACCACUGGGCUUGGGAGUGGCGAUCUUGAAAGUACUCGAAGUUUUGAAGGAUAGAAACGUCUGGGACGUGCCUUUGUGGGUUCCAUACUUGACCACACUCGUGACCUUUGGUUCGUCGGCUCUUGGGAUUGCGUACGGAAGCUUGUCCACAAACCUGGACCCGGCCAAGACUAACUCUCUUUUUGGACUCAAAGAGGCAAAGGAGAAUUGGGUAGAGAUGUGGAAAGAGGACCAAUAAUGGUAAUGUAUUAAUGAUAAUAAUCUUGAUUUUUCUUUGGGAAAGUCUCAUAAAAACUUUUAAGCUGGCUACCACAUUCACUUUAGAGUUUAUACUUACAAAAUUUUGAACUCCUACAAUAAACCAUCAAGACGACAAUGCUGCUAAUAUAAAAAAUUUAAGUGGCUUUAAUGUUCGCCAGUCCACAAAAAUUAGUGGCAAAUGAUUCUGUGUAUGUGUGAGAAUAUAUAUUUUUAUCGAAUUUGUAUCCAAAUUGUGAACCGAAUCAACCAAUUCCUCGUAACAUUGCCUACAAGUUUAGAACUAACUCUAACAAAUUAUUAGAUAUCUACCAAAGGGAUGGUGGCCUAGUGGUAGUAUAAGGAGAUCGGUUUUACAAAUUAUUGAAUAUAUUCAGCAUAGGAGAAAAGUCUAUGUACGUGAGGGAAAAAGGACCUAAUUUUACUAGACGAUUGAAAGUGAAAGUUAACAAUUUAAGAUCAACUUUGUAAUGCAGAUAUUGAUAUUUUUCUAUUUACUUUCCAACUAACA